GGGUGAAGUUCAACAGUGGCAGGAGGAAAAUUCUCACUAAUAGAACCCCACCAAUUAAUUUGUGGAAGCCGCACAUCAUCUACAUCCAAUUACUUGCUCUUACUUUCAAAAGAGUGUGCUUGUGGUGUCAUUUGAGGAAAUCAUAUAAUUUCCUACUGCUCGUGAUAUUGCUGGGAGAAGUGUUUGAUAACUUUGGGAAAAGACAUUCAACCAAGAGCAUGGUGCAGUCGAAAGCAUAUUCCACGGAACAAAUUGAUGUGCCGGCAAAUUUUGAGAAUAUCCUCAAAACAUAUGCUAAAGCUGUGAUAAAAACCCAACCGUAUGACCUUCUACGAUGGUCUGCUAUGUACUUUCGGUGUCUGGCUACGGACAAGGUGCCACCGGUGAAGGAUCGUCUCGAGACAAACUGCGAACAUGGACGACUGACCCCAGGCUACCUCAAAGUUCUCCUCAGGCAGCUUGGGAAGGGUUUCCACGUAACUCAGGAUACCCUUCAGGAGUACUGGAAAGGUCUCUGUCUCCUCGAGGAGGAUCUACUCAAGUUCAUGUCACUCAGCCGAAUGCUCUACUGGAAUAAAAUUCACUGGCUCAAGUUGUUUGCCGUCAUGGUUGGCAGUUUGAACAAUAAUUUAAAAGAUACCGCCAUUAUGCUGUGUGAAUUACUCACUGAUAGCCCCGAAGGUAGUUCCUCACCUAUUCCACUGUGGAUGUUUAAAGAGUGCUAUACAUUUCUCGCCCAACUGGACUGUUCACGCGAGCAAACAUUUAUUGAUUCGAGGUUACUGCUAAAUAAUGGCGAUCUCGAGACCGAACUCAUUGAGCCAAGUUGUCCAAUUCUUCCAUCAACUGUGGCAACUCUCAUAGGGCAAAUGGCCAUGUGCCGGACAAAGGAUGCUAUCGCGGAAAUGGAUGCUGAAGUACUCAAUCAUUUGCAACAGCAGGUAGACAAUUUUGAAGAGAUGCUGCGAGAAAGUGGGGAUUUUGGCAAUUUGAUGUCCAUUCUGGCGCAGGUUGUGCAAAGUGGCGAGAACGACAGUGUGGUUGGUUUGUCAGCCGAUAAACGUGCUGUGAUUGAAAAGUCAUUGGGUGAGAGUGCGGAGGCGCACCGUGCCAAUGGCAAUGAGAAGGUGGCUCAUUUGUAUGCAGACCAAGAAAAAAAGCCAAGAGAUAUUGGAACACUGUGGUCUUGGGUGUAUCAAUUUGCUCAGUGCACAAGUGACGACAGUGGCAACAAUAAGUCAUUUAAUUUCAUCUCAUCUCCCACCGACUUGGUUGCAUUUAAUGAAAAUUCCACCCAGCCGCCGGAAGUUGAAUCACCAUUAGCCACGGAGAUCGAUGCCAAGUUGACUGACGAUGGUGGUGAUUUAUUGCCAGGCCAUCCGCCCACCGUGGAUGCUAAUGAAAAAGCACCGAUCGAUACACCAUCCAAUAUCGACGAUGAUGUCAUCGACGUUGGGGCUUUUUUGCGUGAAGCUGAAUCCAAGGGAUUGUUUCAAGUCGGUGACACACCUUCCAUUAUAACCUUCCUCAGUCGUGGUGAUGCACCGCACGCUGCAGACCCAGAGCUUAGUGCCCUUAAGGACUAUCUGGAGCAAUGCACAGACACAUUUCAGGAUAUUAAUGAGCUCCUCAGUGGCUUUACAGCACACCAGAAUAGCCACCAAGCUGGGAGUGAGAUGGUGGAAAAAAUUGUCACGAGAGCUGCACAGAUGGCAACAAUGAGUCGAGAGGAUUCAUCAAUUGAUGACAAAGCGAAUACAUCUGAUGAGGAAAAAAUGACGCAGGAUGAUCCCAAUAUAAUUAAUGUGUUCGCCAAGAGUGGCAUCGAGGCGGAUGAGGAUUUGAUUCGUGCUGCUAUUGCAGAACAAAUGAUUCUGGGUCUCAUUGAGAAGACCAUUCGUGAUUCAGAGGACACUCUGAGAGUAAUUGAGGGGGAACAGAGUGUGGCGGAUGCACCACAGGAUGCUGAACCGCAUGAUGUUGGUGGUAGUGCCAAUCAAGAGUCACGAGAAAAUUCCACUGAAUCUGAGGGCAAAAUUCAAGCAUCAGCCGACACGGAAUCAUUUGCGGGAAAUACUGAUAGAGAACAGGUGGGCACCUCUGUAGAUAAUGACAGCAGUACACAGGGUUCGAGGGAAUCUCAGGCUGCACAACACGGAGAUGUGGCACAUGCUGUAGGAGAAAUUCCCUCUCAGGAAGCCACUCAGAGUGUUGAUGAUGUGAAAUCAGAGACCAUUGGGGAAAAUUCCUCUGGGGAAAAGGAUGCAUCACAGGGGGAACCUGUGGGAAUUGAGAAGUCAUUGGAUAUGGAUGUGGGAGAUGGGGUAGUCAAGGAGGAAAAUCAAGUGGUAGCCUCACCUGAAAAUGACUCAAUCGAAAAGGUCGAUGUGGUUGGUGUGGAGAAUGACGGUGUGAAUAAAUUGGAAUCAUCUUCGUCCGUUGACAUGGCCAUCGAAGCUGAUACUACUGGUGGAGAGUCAGAGACAAAAAACGACCAGAAGGUGUCAGUAUUGGAUUCAUCGGGGGAGAAUGAAUCAUCUGCCAGGGUAUCAAUUGAGGCAAAGCCAGAAGAGAGUCCACAUGGUGUGAAUGCUGCUGAAUCACAAGCAGGUGAAGAUGUGGCCACCACUGAGGUGGUAAAUGGAAAUGAUCCUGUCACAGAUUCCAAUUCAGCGCCAUUAGUCAGCAAAUCAGAUUCUAAGGAUGAUGAAGGAGAGAAAGUAUAUGACAAGUCACUUGAACUCCUUGAGCCUGUGGAGAGUCAAUCGAAUGGUUACGAAAAGUCAUCAAGUGCCGAUGGUAGAGGAAAGCAUACCUCCUACUCCUGCACAGUGGGUCCAAUCUUGGGAAUUGGUGCAGCUGUGUCACACGGAACUCUCACUGCCCUCAUGGACUACCUCACGGAACGCGCCAAGGAGCAAAAUGGGAUGAUUUAUCCAAGAAACUUCGACGAAGAACAAUGUCCACCACUCUAUGAUGAUGUGAAGUAGAUAUUGUCGAAAUGAUUUAUGAUCCAACCACUCAGAAUUUCGAUUAAAUUCAACACUUUACACACACAGGAGAGAACAACCCUUUUAUUCAGCUAACUCACGGUGGAAUUGUUGAAUUUUGCAUCUAUCGCACUCACUUCUCUCAAAGAGGAUGAUGUAGCGUCCAGGAGUUAGUAUAUACAUUAUAUAUUUUCCAUUCAUUGUUAUAAAAAAUAUAAAUAAAUAUAUACUCCACUGAGCUGAUAAAUAGAUGUUAUCCUAAACUC
This is a messenger RNA of Lutzomyia longipalpis, 3256 nucleotides long. RefSeq lists its product as uncharacterized. The record is from RefSeq and is a predicted model, not a curated record. Lineage: Eukaryota; Metazoa; Arthropoda; Insecta; Diptera; Psychodidae. The transcript has 6 exons. Bases 219 to 2990 code for a protein of 923 amino acids.